Messenger RNA from Lindgomyces ingoldianus, 1140 nucleotides. RefSeq lists its product as uncharacterized. The record is from RefSeq and is a predicted model, not a curated record. NCBI's taxonomy places the organism in Eukaryota, Fungi, Ascomycota, Dothideomycetes, Pleosporales, Lindgomycetaceae. The coding region runs from base 1 to 1140 and encodes 379 amino acids. The transcript is spliced from 10 exons.
AUGAAUAGAGGAGGCCUGGAUACCGUCUUUUUUUUUCCCGCGAUGCUACUCGAAGAAUGUUUCCUCUCGUGUUUGUUCAGCCUUGCCUACCCCACACGUGGCUUUGCCCAAUCGGUCGUCUCCUGUGGAACGAUAAGUAGGAUGGCACCCUGGAGGUACUUCCUCUAUCAAUUGGAUUUCUUACUAGAUGCCGCUAGGUUUGGAAAUGCAGCCAAAGAUCAGGAAAUUAAAGCGGCCCAUCCGGUGACCAUAACUUUCUUCUCCCUUGUCUUGUUCCUUCUUUUUUUCCUUCUUCUAGUUACCACUGAUGGAACUGAGUUGAUUGCCAAAGAAUGGAGGUCGGAGAGCUCCGUAACCCCAAACAGAUUCCUUCUGUUCCACAACGAACUUCUAAGCCUACUCAAACAUCCGCUCCUUCCAAUGCCAUCACCAGAAGCUGUCGUCUCGACCGAAUAUUCUCUGGGGGUAUUUACAACCAUACUGAACACUGACCCUACUAGCCAGGCUGUGUCUUCAGAACUUCCCACUUCGGGCAACAAAAUGAUGAAUGUCAAAGGUGAUGAGGCGUCCCCGAAAUCCCAGAAAUGUGAAAACCUCGAAGAGCUUUUAGCAGAUGUACUGGCAUAUAUUCUAGUGGGCGUACGCAUGAUAAUGUUGACGUUAUGGGACAUUGCGAUAUCUCUUGAUUCUAUCGAGUGUCAAAGUUACAGUUUCCCCAUUGUUCAAGUUUGGUGUCGUAACGUCACUGCACCUAGUGAUUCCUUGCUCAUUUCUAUGCUAGGGCUGAGACAAACUCCUUACUUUGUUAUUGAAAUCAAAACCCAAUGUUUGUCCUCAAAAAUUGCGACAACGUUGAAAUGUGAGCCUGGACGGAUGACAGAAUCCCUGAUUAGGCUUUCAGAAGCUUGCAGGUACGGAAGGACUACUUGUCCUGUUUGGGAUAUGGCUGUCAACCCUCCUCUUGAAACACCUGCGCUUCCAGCCAGAGGAAUUAGAAAAGUUGCGCUUAGGUUGUCUCGAGUUGGAUGCAUCACACAAUUGAUGAUGAUGAAUAUCAUCUUACAGCUAACAUCACCGCAAAUCUUGAAGUCUAUCCAAAUCUCCAGGGACACCCUAUCUCUCCUACCACAUUCGAAAUAG